AUGUCUAAUAAUGAUGAUAAGAAAACUUCUGAUAACGCCACAACCGUAACUCAAAACAUCAAAGUUCGGGUAAAAAUUUUCGGUUCAAGUGUCUCCGGUAACAUCUUUACCAAGAAAAAUCAACAAUGGGUGGAAAAUGCGCUCACCAUAAACAAGAUUCCUUUCGAGUUUGUUGAUGUAGCAGCUGAUGAGGAACAAUUGAAGUUUAUGAAACGCCGGAACCGUGGAGCGCAGGGAUUACCCCAGAUUUUUGUUGAUAAUGAAUUUGUAGGGCUUUUUCCUGCUUUCGAGGAAGCACCAUGA
Molecule: messenger RNA, 303 nt
Organism: Ambispora leptoticha
Lineage: Eukaryota; Fungi; Glomeromycota; Glomeromycetes; Archaeosporales; Ambisporaceae
Source: the annotation of a GenBank genome assembly